Messenger RNA from Sphaerulina musiva SO2202, 2282 nucleotides. RefSeq lists its product as uncharacterized. NCBI's taxonomy places the organism in Eukaryota, Fungi, Ascomycota, Dothideomycetes, Mycosphaerellales, Mycosphaerellaceae. Bases 1338 to 1985 code for a protein of 215 amino acids. The transcript has 2 exons. The record is from RefSeq and is a predicted model, not a curated record.
GUUUAAGCCCUGCAAACCGAGGCAUUUGGACCUCCAAUUCGUGGUGAGAGUAGCUGACUUGGCUUGUUGGUCGUCGUGGUGUCCUUGGCGGAUGAUGGCAAGCGUGCCACGGUGUGUCGAAAUCCGUGAUCCUUCAGAGCUCCGAGGAGCUGCUGUGGUAUAGCUCCCUUCAAUUACCUCCUCUCUCUUACAUUUGCUCUAAAACUUUGCAGUGUCAGGACCUGCCGCCUCCGCCUCGUCGAGAGGUGAGCCUACCUCCUACUUGGCACUUGGCUCUCUCACUGUGCAUGUGUGCAGACGGGAACAGAUACUUUGGUGGUCUGUGGCACUAGACUGUCUUCACGCGGGGAAGGCGAGCGGGAGGUCCCGUCGCGACGAAUGCAAUCACGUGGCGAGCUGCCAAGAGGAACAUCGCGUUAUACCUCGCCAGGGACAUGGACAUUACAUGGACAGACAUGGGACUUAUCAUCGUCACUAGCCCUGGAGGUGGCCCCAGUCGGCAAGCAGUGCAAGGACGCAAAGGCGUGCUUGGAAGACUUGCCAAGACACGCUGCCAGACUGGCUAGCCAAACUCAAAACCUUGAAAGCGUUAAGAUGAUAUCUUGGCGUCCGGAACGGGGAGCACGUUGUCGUUAGCGUGCCUCCUACAGUCAUCGGUAAGCUGGAGGUGUACCUCCUACCUAGGCUAGGAGGUAUGAUGGCGCCCUCUGACCACAUUACGCUAUCCUCCUCGGAUGGCGUCGCUGCCGCCCUCAACCCUAAACGGUGCCCAUUGCCCAGCUGUGCCAAUUCCGUGGCUUCUCAAAUACCGUCAACCGACUCAACCGUCUCUCCCUCUGGCGAGUCUGGUGCGAGGUAAUGAGGAUGAGGUACCUCCUCCCUCCAAGCGGAGCGGGCGAGCGUUGCUGCUGAUUCACCACUACCCGCCCGCACCUGGCCUUGGCAACAAUGACCGCGCCUUUCAUCUGGGCACGGGCACACGCGCGGUUGAGAUGAGUGAGGCGUUGCCCAGAACUCCCCAUCAUCCUUCCCCUGUUCGUUGCCUGUCGACGGCACUGGCACUGGCAGAGGCUCAGACCAUACCAAAGCAUAUCCCAUCUCACAUGUAGCCUGAUGUAGCAUACUUGUACCCACUAGUCAUUGCUACCGGCUUGGCUAUUGCUGUGCGGGAGACUGAGGAGACUGGCAUCUCACGACCCAGAUAUAAGUAGCCGCUCUUCGCUGUUGUGUUGGCUCGCUCAUCCUGCACUCCACUACCUCUCCUCCUCCCUGGCAUCCCGACUACCUGACCUGACCUACAUCCACCUCCUACCAAUCAGAAUCCUCCAGCAGUCAUCAUGAAGACCUCAGUGAUCCUCACCUCUUUGCUCGCCGGCCUGGCCAUGGCCCUCCCAGAGCCAACCAAGAAGGAGUACAAGGGCACACCAGCAAAGCCCAAAUACGACGACGACUGUGACUCCAAGGGCUACACCAAGGGUGCCAAGGGAUUCCCCAUCCCAUUCACCAGCACCUACCGAGUGAAGGCUGUUCCCGGUGAGGUCGUCAACGCGAACAACACCCUCACCGGCGGUCUCCCUGGCGCCGUGGGAUUCUACGACUUUGGCAUCAACACGGAGCUCGAGACCAUCUGCUACUACAUCCGCCUCUACAACGUCCGUGGCGAAUACUUCUCGCCCGCUCGCACCGCAACGCACGUUCACGCUGGUGUCAAGGGCAUGACCGGCCCACCACGACUUGCAUUCCCCAACCCACAGCCCGUGGCGGGUAAGAACUACCGCGUGUCGGUCGGCUGCAUGACCGGACCCUUCACCACCGGUCUGACCAACAACUCUACUGGUACGCCCGUCGACACUGGAGUUGGCUUCACGCUUUCCCAAAUCGAGGCCAACCCCAAGGGAUUCAACGCCGAUUUCCACACCAACUUCACGGACAUGGCCCAGGGCAUCAACGCUGUGCCAGGUGCUGCCCGUGGUCAGCUCGCAUAGACGAACAUGAUGAGGGAGUGCGGUACGGAAGUCGAGGAAUAUGCAUGGUCGGGAGAACAGCCGGACACUGCAUCGAAUGUCAAUGACAGUUUCUAUCAUCGUCGAAGCAGGUAAUCUGCCGUGCUCGCCGAGUUUCGUACUUUUUUCCAUCUUCCUUGCGCAGCAAAACCGAGGGGGAUGUAUUUGUUUUAGAGAUAUUGGACAUAAUGUAUACUGUACCAAUUGUCAACAGAUCUUUCCAUUUUCACUUGGAGCACCUCGCUCUGCAUAUCUGAUAGAGUAAUGAUGAUUUCUCUA